CUGAUUUGAGAAAAAAUUUAGUGUUUAUGGAGCUUUGAGUCUUUUAAAUCGGUAAACAGGAAAAGGUUUUAUUGGGAGGCCUGUUCUAUCCCUUUUUGCAAAAAGUGAAAACUUUCUAAAAGUUCAAAAGCUAAAGUCAAAGUUUCUGCUUCAAUUUCCAUUUUUAAAUUCAAAAUAUGACAUGCGCAGUAAGAUAUUUAAAAAAUUAUUGCUGUCGCUCCGUCGAAAAAGAUGGAGCAAGAUUUCUUGCUCUAGAUUGACUCCGGGGUGGAUUUAUGUUACAAACCGAAUACGUUUUUUGCCCUGUCGUGGAGCAGGAUUUGUAUCUCGAAUACGCAAAAUGCUCUGUGACGUAGCGGAGCGUGUUACACGAACACGUGUUCUGCCUGCUCUCGGAGCAGUGUUGUCAAGUCGAAUACGCUACACGAUAUGCUCCGGGGCAGAGUUGCCAACCCGAACACAUGGUUCUGAGUUGGAGCACUCUUGGAGCAGUUUAGAGCACAUAACCGAAUGUGCUAUUAAUUUUGAAAAUUAGCGCCAAAUGAUAAAAACGCAAUCUACGUUACCAUGCGAAUAACAUGUGCGCGUCUCCUAACCUAAAAAUGUCAAAUGAAAACAACUGUUCAGAAGCAUCGUUGGAUUUAUAUUUUUUUAAAAAAAGAAAAUGAUGAUCGGAUGAAAAAAAAAGAAAAAAAUAAUUUUUUUUUUCUGAAAAAAUGGCAAAAUCAAUAAAAAUUCUUUCAUCUGAAAUAAUAAAUAAUUUCAAAGAUGCAUUAAAACAAAAUAAUAAAUCACUCAUCAAUGAAUUAAUAACAAAAGAAAAUGUUCUAAAAUCUGACAAUAAUGGUACAACAUUACUUCAUAUUGUCGCUAAACAAGGUACAUGUGAAAUUGCUCAACAAUUAUUGGAAUUUGGUGCAAAUUUACAAGCACAAGAUAAUAAUAAACAAAUUCCAAUUUAUUUUGCCAUUGAAAAUUCACCAAAAAUGAUGAAAUUACUUCUCAAUAAUGAAAAAAUGGAAAAUUUUCAUUUACUUUAUCGUGCAUUAUUAUUUGGUAAUGUGGAAAUUGUUACUAUUGUUAUAAAUGCACUUCCUAAAAUUCAUCAAUUUAAUAAUGAUGAAGAAAAUUUAUCAAUUGAACAAUUGAUAAAUAAACUAUUACAUCAUAAUAUACAUUUAUCAAAUAUUGAAUUUACAUAUCCAAUUUUAAUUUUUUUUGCUGCUAAAAUUGCCAACAUCUUUUUAUUACAAUUAAUAUUAAAUAAUUGUCGAAUAUUUUUACAAAAAACACAUCUUAAUUAUAAAGCAUGUUUGGCAUUAGUAAAAAUUGAAAAAUAUCCAAAAGAACAAUACGAGAGGGAAAUAAAUUAUCACGAUUUACAUGAUAGAACAGCAUUAUUUUAUGCAAUUAAUCAAGAAAAUGUGAAUGCAAUAAAUUUUCUUUUAAAAAAUGGCCUUGAUCCAAAUAAAUGUCAACGUUUUCCAAAUAAUAAAUUUUAUAAACCACUUCAUUAUACAUCAUUAUUUGUUAAAAAUGAAGAAAUUAGUCAAUUAUUAAUUCGUUAUGGUGCCGAUGUGAAUGCAACAUUUUUUUAUAAUACAAAUCCAAUUGAAUUAAUAACACAAACAAUAAAUGUAAAUUAUUUUAAUUCAACGAUAUUAAAAAAAUUCUUAUCAAAAAGCAUUGAUAUAAAUACAAAAGAUUUUAAUGGCAUGACAUCAAUAUUAAUUGCAUCAAAAGCUGGAAAUUUGGAAUUAAUAAAAAUUUUAAUUGAAUUUAAUGCCAAUAUUUAUGUAGUUGACAAUAAUGGCGAUUCAGUACUUCAUCACGCUGCUAUUGGUAAUUCUUUUGAAAUUCUUUAUUUUCUUCUAUCAAAUGAAAAAUUUUCAUUUAAUAUUAAACAAAAAAAUAAAAAUGGUGAAACAUUUUUAUUUUUACUUUUAAAAUCAAAAGAAAUAAUAACAAAUGAUGUAAAUUUAGAAAAAAUUAAAUAUUUCCUCAAUUAUGGCUCAAGUUUAUUGACAAAAAAUAAUAAUAAUGAAAAUAUUUUAGAAAUUAUUGCAAAAAAAAAUUAUUCACAAUUUGGUUAUUUAAAUUUAUUAGAAUUAGGUGAAAUAUCAAUAAAACGUGAUAUUAUGGCAAAAAAUUCAAUUAAUAUUUUACAACAAUUCACCGAUGGUUUAAAAUUAUUUAUUUCUUAUUUUCUCUUAAAUAAUAAUGAAUUUAGUAAUUAUUUGGAAUAUUAUUUAAUACGCGAUAAAAAUGAAUUGGGUAUGGAUUUUUUAAAUGGGGCAAAAAUUGAAAUUAUCAAAUUAAAAACAAUAAUAAUAUUAGAUAAUUAUUCAUAUUAUGAUUUUUUAACAAUUGAUUUAUUAAAAUGUUGUCAUAUUGUUAAACAAUUGAAAUUAAUGCAAAAAUUAUUUAUCACUUAUCAAAGGAAAUGUGAAUUUUUUUAUUAUGAAUUAUUUAUUGCAAAACGAUUUAGUGAUAUUAAUAGUGUUAUUAAAUUUUUUCCUUCAAUUAUUAAUUUUUUAUUAAACUAUAGCGAUUAUAAAUUACCAUUAUUGAUUGUUGAGAAAAUUUUUAAUUAUCUCUCACCAAAAGAUUGUUAA
Molecule: messenger RNA, 2615 nt
Organism: Leptopilina boulardi
Lineage: Eukaryota; Metazoa; Arthropoda; Insecta; Hymenoptera; Figitidae
Product: putative ankyrin repeat protein RF_0381
Exons: 3
Coding region: 717-2615 (632 amino acids)
Molecular function (GO): protein binding
Source: RefSeq, a predicted model, not a curated record